This is a messenger RNA of Portunus trituberculatus (swimming crab), 1088 nucleotides long. Its product is annotated as short-chain dehydrogenase/reductase family 16C member 6-like. The coding region runs from base 151 to 1071 and encodes 306 amino acids. The record is from RefSeq and is a predicted model, not a curated record. Gene Ontology annotation, cellular component: lipid droplet. The transcript has 8 exons. Lineage: Eukaryota; Metazoa; Arthropoda; Malacostraca; Decapoda; Portunidae. Gene Ontology annotation, molecular function: oxidoreductase activity, acting on the CH-OH group of donors, NAD or NADP as acceptor.
CUGCGCCGCUGUCAAUGGCUUCUUAUCGGUGAUCGCAGAGAUUACCGCCACUCUCUGCCGGCAGGGAGGCGUGGGACCAUUCAGCUACACGGUGGGCGAGGCGGCCAGGACAGGACAGGACAGCAGGACACGGACUAGGCAGGCUGCACAAUGGCUGACUUCAACCAGGUAGUGCUGGUCCUGUGGUGGCUGGUGCUCACCGCUUACUACACCCUGGAGGCCAUGGUGAUGAUGGUGGUGCCCAAAAAAUACCGCGCCAAGGACGUGCGGGGCAGCGUGGUGCUGGUGACGGGCGGCGGCUCCGGCAUCGGCCGCCUUAUGUGCCUCAAGCUGGCGGCGAAGGGCGCCGUGGUGGUGACCUGGGACGUGUCCGAGGCAGGUAAUGGUGAGACGGUGCGGCAGGUGCAGGCCGCGGGGGGCCAGUGUCGCGCCUACACCGUGGACCUGUGUGACCGCCAGGCCGUGUACGCCGCCGCCACCAGGCUCAAGCAGGAGGUGGGCAAGCUGGACGUCCUGGUGAACAACGCGGGCGUGGUGACGGGCAAGAGUCUGCUGCACUCCCCCGACACCAGCAUCGUCAAGACCUUCGAAGUGAACGCACUCAGCCACUUCUGGACGACGAAGGCCUUCCUGCCUGACAUGGUGACAAGGAACAAGGGCCACAUCGUCACCAUCGCCUCCAUCCUGGGCAAGACACCCCUCAAUGGACUCGUCGACUAUUGUUCUUCUAAAUACGCCGCCGUGGGCUUCGACGAGGCGCUGCGGAUGGAGCUGAAGGCGCUGGGCAAGACUGGGAUCAAGACAACGCUGGUGUGCCCGUCACUCAUUAGCACCGGCAUGUUCGAAGGCUUUGCUGCUGAGAAGGCGGAAGCGAUAGAGCCAGCGUACGUGGCGGAGGAGGUGGUGGAGGCGGUGGAGCUGGGCGUGGGUUUGCUGUACCUUCCCAAGAUGGUGAGGCUGUACGUCGUUCUCAAGAGCGUCCUCCCGGAGAAGGCGUUUUACAAGAUGCUGGAGCUCCAAGGCGCCACCAGAGCCAUGGACACCUUCGUCGGCAGGAGGAAGACCCACUAGAGAGAGAGAGAGAGAGA